AUGGAAUGUCCACCAAUCACGGGCGCCCAUUCAAUUCCAGACAUCAAGCGAAUGGCAGCGCCGACGACGACGGCGACGACGGCGGUGGCGUACGAGUCGUUCUCCAAGGACAACCUUCUGGAAAUCCUGCGACGAUACCGCCAUGAUCACCCUUCGUCCAUGGACGAUAUGGACGCCAUCGCACGCACCAUCCAUACUCCAUCCACUACGUCAACGCCCAUCGUGCGCGGGUCAGGUGAGCCGGCCAAGAAGAAGCACAAGGCGGACAAGAAGGCGCACAAACCGUUCGACUUUUCACGGUAUCGCACUCGACACGUCGCUCUCAAGUUUUCGUACAUGGGUGAAAAGUACGCUGGGUUUGCUCGGCAAGAUCACAUGGAGGAGACCAUUGAGCGCUACAUUAUCGAUGCACUGACCACCGCCCGACUCGUCGAGAACUUCUCCACAUGCGGGUACUCCCGCUGCGGCCGCACGGACGCCGGCGUGAGCGCGUUGAGCCAAGUCAUCGGGCUCAUGCUUCGCUCCAACGUUCCUGCCGACGGCACCCUCUUGGAUGGCAAGUCCAUCGACGACAUCCAAGCCGGCGACACUUUUCGCGUGCAACUGCCCGACGGAACCAUCAAAACGCUGGUCGAAUUGGAUUAUCCCACAUGUCUCAACUCAGCCUUACCGCAUGACAUUCGAGUGUAUGCGUGGGCGCCGGCGCCGCCCGAGUGGAGUGCGCGAUUUCAGUGUCAAGGACGGACGUAUCGGUACUUUUUCCAUCGCCGGACCCUCGACCUUGCCGCGAUGGCCACGGCGGCGCGCCUGCUGGAGGGCCAACAUGAUUACCGCAACUUUUGCCGCAUGGACCCGACCGUGACCAACUUUGAGCGAGAAAUUCUGUCUUUUCGAGUACUUCACACGAGUCAAGUGUCGUCGGUUGACCCGUACUACGACCUGUGCUACUUUGAGGUGCAAGGUCGCGCGUUUCUAUGGCACCAAGUGCGGUGCAUGGCGGCGAUCCUGUUUUUGGUCGGCAAGGGCCACGAAGCCCCCGAAAUUGUCACGACGUUGCUCGACAUUGGUGCGUGUCCUCGCAAACCCCAGUACGAAAUGGCCCCAGACUUGCCGCUCGUGCUCCACGAGUGUGCGUUCAACACGAUUGAGUUGCGGUACGAAUCAUACUAUAUCUAUAUAAAUCUGGAUAAAUAUAUAUAUAUAUACAUGGUAGGUACAUGCCUGGGGCCGUGAACCGAGUGUACCAUGACGUGGAGAACCAAUGGGAAGCCGCCAACUUGCGCGCCGCAUUGCUGCGAAACCAACUGGACGCGCUUAAACGUUUGCCGGUGCACCCCCACCGCGCCAUCGUCGAACUACAGCGCCGCCAAACGCCUCAAACAGCCAAUCAUAUGGCGGCGUUGCUGGCGUACGAUGCGGACGUGCCGUUUGGUGAGAUUCUGCCCCGGCUACCUGCAGCCGGCAAAGGUCUUAAGCACAUUCCGCUGCUCGAUCGAAAGUGCGGGUUCUCGUUUGAAGAAAAGAUGCACAAGGUCAAACGCAAGGCCCACCUGAAAAAGAUCACUGCCCAAGAAGCGGCGACUGCAGCAGCUCAUGAUGACGACAACACCACCCAUUCUAGUGUAUAGCUGAGGGAGUAAGUAGUCUUACUGUAGAAUAGUAUAAUAGUAACGUUAGUAGUAACUAUUGUAACUGGGAUGAUGGUCCUCUUCUACUACUAC
Aphanomyces astaci is the source of this 1721-nucleotide messenger RNA. RefSeq names its product tRNA pseudouridine(38-40) synthase, variant. Gene Ontology annotation, cellular component: nucleus; cytoplasm. Bases 1 to 1233 code for a protein of 410 amino acids. The record is from RefSeq and is a predicted model, not a curated record. Lineage: Eukaryota; Oomycota; Saprolegniomycetes; Saprolegniales; Verrucalvaceae. The transcript has 8 exons. Gene Ontology annotation, biological process: tRNA pseudouridine synthesis; mRNA pseudouridine synthesis. Gene Ontology annotation, molecular function: pseudouridine synthase activity; RNA binding.